This is a messenger RNA of Parnassius apollo (apollo), 456 nucleotides long. NCBI's taxonomy places the organism in Eukaryota, Metazoa, Arthropoda, Insecta, Lepidoptera, Papilionidae. The record is from the annotation of a GenBank genome assembly.
AUGCAGCCUCUCAUUUUUCUUACCGUAGCAUCUUUGCUGGCUGUGGUUUUGGGUGAAGUGGCAGUUUUUAAGAAAUGUGAAUCAGCAUCAGACGACAUAUGUACGGUUUCCGAGGUGAGGAUUACACCGUGUAAAGGUAAUAAGAUCUGCAAGUUGAACAAAGGCGAAGAAUACUCGAUAUCCUUUGACUUCGAACCAAAAUUCUCAACACCAAAACUGAAGACAGGGGUUUUCUGGGCGAACGGCGCUGUUGACGUUCCCUUCGCGGCGCUGCAAGAUGCUGACGGCUGCCAGUAUACUACCUGUCCCACGGAGGCCGGCAAGUCGCAGCAGCUGAACUACAGCCUGAGAAUAGGGAAGAAGUUUCCAAGUGGUAAAUUUACAUUCAAAUGGAAAGUGUGGAAUGAAGAAAACGAUGAUCAAUACUGCUGCUUUUUAACGAACAUCCGAAUGUAA